AUGAAUUCAGUCUUAGCUAUAGAUGUUGUAUUUUUACUGCUAGCUACAUAUUUCUUUUAUUAAAUAUCAUACUCUUUUGUUGAUAUUACAUUAAAAUCUCCAUUAAACUAAAGAUAAUAGUCUUUUGUUUUCCCUCAAAACUUCACAACCUUACAAGAUCCUCUUUAUUCUAAGUUAAUCUUUGUCAUAUUAGAUGGUAUUACAUAUGAUUAUGUUGACAAUAGAAUCAAAGAAAUCCCUUACGUGAAAGAUGAUUGCGAUAUUCAUAUUCACUAGAUUAAUGUUUUUAAUGAACUCAUUAUAGAGAGUCCAUAAUCAGCUAUACUCUCAAGACUUGAGAUCGAACAACCACCAAAGACUGAAAUAAAAAUAUCUACAUAUUUAAAAGGUACAAAUCCAGUAGUUUUUUCUUUGAAGAUACCAGAAGCUAACCCUAACAAAAUCAACAUGCAAGAUUCAUUAAUUUACUAAAUUGGAUAGUCAGAUAAACUCAAGAAGAACUAUGGCUAUCUUACAUCAUACUUCUAUGAUUACAUAGGAUAUUACCUAAGUGAUAAUUAAUUUGCAAAUUUAGGUUUAAAGUACAGUGAAGAUUCUAAGAUUUAAGAAUACAUGGAAAUAAUAAAAUCAAAUAGUUAUGAUACCUUAUUUAUUUAUGAAGGAGCGUUUGAUGAAAUCUCUCAUUCAGAAGGUAUGCACACGUAAAAUGGGCUAGAAGCAUAAAAAAAAAUAGAUACACUGAUUAGAAAUGUAGUAAAAAAUAUGGAUGAAGAUGCCAUUAUGGUAUUAGUUAGCGAUCACGGAAAAUCAGAUAGAGGAGCUCACUUUAAUUGUAGAGAUGAAAAUAUCAAAAUAUGCAAUUCCGUUUUUUUUGCUUACACAAAAAAGGGUUUUAUUAAAGAUGAUUAAUUCAUUCAAAGCUUAAGAAGAAAAGAAACAGAUGAAAGAAUUUCAAAGCAAGCAGAGUAGUUUUCCGUUCAUGAAAGCAUGAUUUCAAGUACGAUUUCUAAUCUUCUAAAUAUUCCUGUUUCAUUUAUUAACUCUGGAAGAUCUUUGUUAGAAAUAUACCCAAAAGAUGCAACUUUAUAGCCACAUUUAAGAAACUAAAAGAAUAUAUGA
Molecule: messenger RNA, 1119 nt
Organism: Tetrahymena thermophila SB210
Lineage: Eukaryota; Ciliophora; Oligohymenophorea; Hymenostomatida; Tetrahymenidae
Product: type I phosphodiesterase/nucleotide pyrophosphatase
Exons: 2
Biological process (GO): GPI anchor biosynthetic process
Cellular component (GO): endoplasmic reticulum membrane
Molecular function (GO): mannose-ethanolamine phosphotransferase activity; metal ion binding
Source: RefSeq, a predicted model, not a curated record